UGUUUUAAUAUUGUACAAUUUAGACCCUAAUUAAGAAUUCUUAUUUUUUUGUGUACUCACGUCAGAACUCGUACCUCAUUGGUUAACAGGUUUAGCAGUGCAAGUCAUAUGUCUUAAUAUAGAUUUGGCGGUUAAUUGUGUAAAGAAAUGGGGUUUUUGUUUGUAAAAUGUUUGGUUGUUUAAUAUUGUAUAAAUAAGUGUUUGGUGCAGCGAUUGUGAAAGGAAUGCAGAUGGACGUAUUGUUGGUUGCCGCCCGUUUCUAAUAAGCAAGGUGAUAAAAAAAUUUAUGAUCAAUUUAGCGCAAUAUUGCGUUAUAAUUUAAAACCCUGGUGCAAAACAACACCGUUAUUAUGUAAGCAAAAUCCAGCACACAUAUUAGCACAGCACUUGAGUGUAAGUCGGUAGAAUUUAUGCCUUUAUUCGGGCUAUAAAUACCAAUAAAUAGUCACCCCAUGUCGAGGAAGUGGAGUAAUCCGAGCCCGCUGAAAAAAUCCGUGCGUAAAUGUCACAUUUGACAUUGUCCGAUCCUAACCCCAAUUCCGAUGGAAAUCAAAGCCAACAAAAUAAUCAUGACUAAGCAAAUCGGCGUGCAGCAGCAUCAAGCAAGCCUCGACACAAAACCGCCGUUUUGACAGCGGUGGCGGCGUCGAAAAAUCCCGAAAAAUGUCCAACGCGAACGUGCGUCCGUCCGUAUAUCUAAAUUUAAAACGCGACCAUUUCGACGAAAAUGACGCCAUAUUCAAUACCUUUUCCAAUAAAGUCGCAAAACGGCUCGUCGACAUCGUUAAAACGUCCGCACAAAACACUGGCUAUACUGAAUCACCACCUCCAAAGGGAUGUCUGGACCACGUCGGCACCGUGUUAUUAUUCUUCAGCUGGGUACUUACCACUUACGUAUUCGUCGUCACCGAGUUUGCAGCGAUCGGAGUGGGUAAGCGGGCUAUACGUAGUAACAACGUCAAAAUUUCUGGGCGGUCGUCACUGGACGAGAACAGAACACAAGUGCGCGUCACAGCAAUGGCGCCCGAGAGCGCGCUUACGACCGCUCCCCGCGCCCGCCGCCCCCCGCAAGCCUCCUGGCCUCCAUGCCUUGACCCAUGUGUGGAGCCCCAGCGAAAUUCCGACGAAAAUCGCGGCAGGCUGUGUUCGAGUGGUCCUGCGACUUGCGGAAUCAAGACAUAAAAUCCACGGAUUGAGGAUUUUCGGCUGGAACGCGCCAUUGCGACCGCACCAGUGGCGGCGCAGGUGGGAGGAGCCCCCGGGUUUGGGGUCGUCUAUAAGCCCUUUUCGACACUAAAUUGUUGCGAGACACCAGCCGACCUUUGUCCCUUGACCCAUGUGUGGAGAAGUCUCAGCGAACUUUCACCCAGAAAGAAAACAAACUCGCUAUUGCGAAGAGUCCUUAGACUACUUCUGUCAAAAAUGUGGUAUCAACAUUAAUUUUUAAAUGUAUUUUUUUCUUUUUAAAGGUGCGUGGGGAGAAGAAGACGUUCUUAUUGCAGACAUUAUGAACCAGAUUUGCACUCUUCGCAGACUAAUUAUGCCGAAAUGGUUGAACUUCAAUAAACCCCUUAUUUGGAGCACGCCGCUGGCUACAUAUACAAGUUGAAAGUGGGAAAAUUUCCGCCAUAAUUGUGGUAAUUUUCCACGAGUUCUUAAUGAAAGUGGUGGAUUUAACAACCGGUAUGCCGUCGAGAGAUGGCUUGAAUCAGAUAUUUCCAUUUGUUCGGAGUGGUAAAAUUUGUUUAAUACAUGUGGUACUAGCUAUAUUUUCUCUACGCGCCAGUGGCGUAUCGAGUUUUGUCUAGUUUUCUAUAGUCUAUAAAAUUGUGUAAAUAUUUAUACUGAAUUCAUUACUAAAUUGUGGGUAAAUUAUGCGGUUUAUCGAAAUAACAUUGCGGAAUAAGUUAAUUAUUUCAAGUGAAAAGGGUGCAUCAGCAACGAAGUAUAAACAGAAUUAUCUCAUCUGAUAACCUAACUUAUAACAUUAAUAUUAGUGUUAGAUUGGAGAUAUCAAAAAAAUGCGAUAUUGCUUGUGUUUCAGUCAUAGUUUAAUAGCAACUUUGGAAGAAUAAACAAGGUGAUCAGUGGCGUCCGACAUCCUCUUAAUCAACGGCCAAAUUUUAGUGUGACCUCAACGGAUCGGAUUAAGUACAAUUUUAAAAUUUUUUCGCCCAUUUGUAAUAAUAACCAUUUGCUUUUAUUGCAAGCCUCCACUAAUUCAAGUAACGUACAUGUAUUUACUUAUGUCAUUGGCAUAAUUUAUUUAAUUAGGUUAGUAUGUACUCAUUCAUAUUUCUUUCUAUUUUUAUUAGGUGCCAUGAAACCAAAAUUCGUUAGCAGUGACGCACGUAGACAGCUGUUCUAGUUAAAAAUGAAUAUGUAUUUGAAUUUUAAAUAAAUUUUACUUUUUGAAUUUAAA
Zophobas morio is the source of this 2422-nucleotide messenger RNA. RefSeq lists its product as uncharacterized. NCBI's taxonomy places the organism in Eukaryota, Metazoa, Arthropoda, Insecta, Coleoptera, Tenebrionidae. The record is from RefSeq and is a predicted model, not a curated record. The coding region runs from base 664 to 1182 and encodes 172 amino acids. The transcript is spliced from 2 exons.